Molecule: messenger RNA, 1328 nt
Organism: Zingiber officinale
Lineage: Eukaryota; Viridiplantae; Streptophyta; Magnoliopsida; Zingiberales; Zingiberaceae
Exons: 2
Coding region: 597-1280 (227 amino acids)
Source: RefSeq, a predicted model, not a curated record
AAGAAAAAAGUGGGUAAUAGAGCUCGAGUUGAAGCUUCUAUUAUUGAAGCUUAUAUGAUAGAGGAAGUCUCAACAUUUUGUUCAUCAUACUUUGAACCAAACAUCCAAUCACGACUAAAUCGAAUUCCACGAAAUGAUGAUGGAGGAGCAGUAGAUUCUUCUAGCGGGUUGUCAAUUUUUACUCACCCAGGACGAGCACUUGGCUCUCGAGUUGCAGUUAGAUAUCUUAAAGAUGAUGAGUUAAAAGCUGCCCAUAGAUACAUCUUGAUGAAUUGUGACGAGAUCGUUCCACUUAUGACGUAAUUUCUUUAAUCAUACAUUUCUCUCUCAUUAUUUUAGCAAUUGAGAAUUCAAAGUCAUAAUAAUCACUUGAUAAAUGUAGGAAAUUUAUUGAAGUAAAGAAACAACAAUAUUCAGGGAUCAAUGACAAGGAACUUCAAAUAUUAUGUGAUCAAGAAUUUCCUCAAUGGUUACUCACUUAUAUUCAAGAACAUCCUUUUGAGGUUGAUGAUGACAUAAAGAAGCUAGCACAUGGUCCAAAUCGACGGGUUUCAAGUCAUAAAGGAUACUUUGUCAAUGGAUUUAAAUUUGAGACCAUGGAACAUGGGCGUUACAAAGCAACAUCAAAUUAUGGUGUUUGUGUGUUGGGGAGCACCGUCAAUGAGUAUGAAGUCGACUACUAUGGGGUGUUGGAAGAAAUUCUGGAAUUGAAAUAUUACGGUCUUAAGGAUGCUAUUGUAUUGUUCAAGUGUCAUUGGUAUGAUACAUCAGAUAAAGGGAUGAAAGUGCAUAGGUUGGGUCUUGUAGAAAUUAAUCAUAAAUCAAAGUUAAAUACAAAUGACCCUUUCAUAUUGGCUGCUCAAGCCCAACAAGUGUACUAUAUCACAUCUCCUACCAUCAAACAUGAGAGGAAUGAUUGGGUCACAGCAUGCAAAGUGAAAGCUAGAGGAAAGUUUGACAUACCAUUCCUUGAAGAGCAAGAUGAAAAUGUUUCACCUAUUGUUGAGGUUGCUUAUCAAGAAGAGGAGAUAUCCCAUCCACACCUUGUUCUCACAGAUACAGAUAUUGAUGAUGAUAACAUUAUUUGUGAUGUUGACGAAGAGGAAUUAAAUUCAAUGGAAAUUGAGGAGCUUCGUCGUGUUAUGAAUGGCAAGCAAGUUAUUGCAGAUUGUGAAUCGCUGGAGGAAGAAUUUGAAGAUUUUGAAUCAGAUGAAGAAACACAAGAUGAAACGGAUCACGACUCUAAUAAUAGUGCUAAUGAAAUGGAAACUUAUAAUUAAAUAUAAGUGCUAUUUUGUUUAGCAUUAAUAAUAGUGUUAUUUCGAAGA